Messenger RNA from Gymnodraco acuticeps, 990 nucleotides. RefSeq names its product zinc finger BED domain-containing protein 4-like. NCBI's taxonomy places the organism in Eukaryota, Metazoa, Chordata, Actinopteri, Perciformes, Bathydraconidae. Gene Ontology annotation, molecular function: protein dimerization activity. The transcript has 2 exons. The coding region runs from base 114 to 587 and encodes 157 amino acids. The record is from RefSeq and is a predicted model, not a curated record.
ACACACGUUUUGCUGAUAUCUACUCUGAUCCCCUGUACUGUAUCGCGACUGUACUUGACCCGCGAUAUAAAGACAAUUAUUUUGAUGCGGGGAAAAAGCAAAGCGCACGAGACAUGAUCCAGGCUGUGUUGGAUAAGGAGAACCCACGAGAGGAGGCUGCUGCGCACAGCACAGGAGACGUGACGCAGACCACAGAAAAAAGGGCUCGUCUGUCUACAGCAGAGGAGGAGAGGGGGCAACCACCCUCGUUGUCUGAUAUGUUCAACGAGAUCAUGGAAGAGAAUACUACCCCAAAUAGGCUGGUGACAAGCUCAACCGCUCAACAGUUAGAUGAUUAUCUCUCAGAAGUACCCAUCCCCAGAAGCGAGAACCCUCUUGGAUACUGGAGAAACAAACAAGACCGCUUUCCUGACCUGGCCAAGGUGGCACGCAAGUAUUUGAGUGCUCCAUGCACAAGCACUGACAGCGAGAGACUGUUCAGCGCUGCCUCUCAUGUGCUUGAUGAGAAGAGGAACAGACUUAUGGCUGAUAAAGCAGAGAAGCUACUGUUCAUUAAAAAGAACCUCCCACUUUUCCUUAAUAAGUAGACAAGGCUGGCUUAUCAUAGGCUUAUCAUAAGCUUAUCUAGUUCUACAUGUCUACUCUAUACCCACUUUCCUGAACAAUUUUCAUUGUGAGUUAUAAUUCACCAUCUCAGGUUAUCAUUAGGGGGAAAUGACAGCAGCACAGUGUUCAAUAUAUUGUACUUUCGGUAUCUAAAUUAUACAAUGUUGUUUACAUUGCUCAUGAGGACAGACCACCUUAUUUGCAGAUUCUUGAAAUUGUAAUUUAAUUUGUAAUUGAUUGUGGAUUUUGUAUCCAGUUUUCACUUUAUGUAUCUUUAUACAAUGUUUACUACUUUGUUUAUGAGGCCUUAUUUACAGAUUCUUGAAAUUCAAUUGUAAUUUCAUUUGUAAAUACUAUAGUUACAUUCAUGUGGAUUUAUCCAGU